Messenger RNA from Osmerus eperlanus (European smelt), 3339 nucleotides. RefSeq names its product coiled-coil and C2 domain containing 1A (gene cc2d1a). Gene Ontology annotation, molecular function: RNA polymerase II cis-regulatory region sequence-specific DNA binding; DNA-binding transcription repressor activity, RNA polymerase II-specific. Gene Ontology annotation, biological process: regulation of transcription by RNA polymerase II. Bases 191 to 3157 code for a protein of 988 amino acids. Gene Ontology annotation, cellular component: nucleus. The transcript has 26 exons. The record is from RefSeq and is a predicted model, not a curated record. NCBI's taxonomy places the organism in Eukaryota, Metazoa, Chordata, Actinopteri, Osmeriformes, Osmeridae.
AAUGCCGUAAAGCAAUGGAUUGCGUUGCCAAUAGCGACGUAAUGCAGGAAGUAACUCUAAAUUCCACACCUUUCGUGUUUUUGACAGCUUAAGAUUGAUAUUUUGUCCCUCGUCCAACUGCAAAUGCGUCUUAAUAUUUGAGGAAGACAAUAUCCUUAACCGGCUCUUGUGUUGCCAUAGGGACCUGUUCAUGAGUCGCGGUAGGAACCCCCCACCCCGGGGUCAAGGGGCAGCACGGGCCAAGCAGAUGGGGCUGCUCCUGGAUCUGGGUGGAGGGGUGGAUGAAGGAGGGAAUGAAGAAGAACUGGAGGCGGAGCUUCUGGCUCUAAUGGAGGGAGGAGGGUCGUCAGGGAAGAAAGGGGGAGGCAAAGCUCCUGUUCCUAUGGCAGACAUUGAGCGCAUGGCUGCCCUCUGCAUGAAAGAUCUGGACGAGGAAGAGGAUGGUGGAGAAGAGGUUGAUGAUGAUGAAGAUCUUCUGGCGGAGCUGAAUGAGGUGCUGGAGGACGAGCAGGAGGAGUCCUCACGCCCCGUCCCUCCCCAGCCCGCCGGCCCCUCCCCCCCUGGCUCCUCCCCCGGGGGCGGGGCCAGCCUGGAGGGGCUCCUGGCAGAGCGGGUCAGCAUGUAUCAGACGGCCAUCACCAACGCCAGGGCUGCAGGGGAGGGCAGCAAGGCCCGCAGAUACGACCGUGGACUGAAGACUCUGCAGUCUAUGCUGGUGUCUGUCAAAAAGGGAAAACCAAUCAACAAAGAGGAGAUCCCGCCUCCCGUCGCCAUUGGUGGAAAACUUGCUCCCGCCCCUCAACCUGAACCAAUCAAACAGCGGGAUCCUCCAGCCCUAGCUCUGACACCCUCCCCUCAGGCCAAUCAGAAACCUCUGAGGGAGGCUGCUCCGCCUCCCCCUAAUACUAAGUCCCGCCUCCUCACCCCUCCACAGAAGACAACUGUGGUUACCCCGGAUACGCCCGCCAUCUCCCCACUGACCCCCUGCCAACCAAACGCUCAACACUCAGAGGGGAAGCUGAGGGUUCUGUCCAGACAGAGGGAGUACAAGCUAGCAGCUCUUCAGGCCAAGCAGGGCGGAGAUUCAGACAUGGCCAAACAACUCUACCACGUCGCCAAGAAUCUGGACUCUGUAGUGGAGGCGCUGGACAGAGCAGAGCCGGUGGACCUCAGCUCUCUACCGCCCCCUCCAGAUGCUGUGGUGGAGCGUACUGCACCUCCUCCCCCCAAGUCUUCCAGCCGGCCUGCCCCUGCUGCAGUGCCCCCUGUGGCAGACACUGCGCUGCCCGCCCCUGGCAGCGUGGGAGAGGCCCUGCAGCAGAGGAUGAACAGGUACAAGGCUGCAGCAGAAACAGCCAAGAGCAAAGGAGACGACCGCAAGGCUCGCAUGCACCUGCGCAUCGUCAAGCAAUACCAAGACGCUCUCAGGGCUCACAAAAUGGGGCGUCCCAUCAACCUGGCAGACCUCCCUGUGCCACCUGGAUGCCUUCCUCUCCAGGGCUCAGAGAGCGUCCAGCAGAACUUCCUGGGUGUGCUGGAGAACGCCAUGAAACUGGCCAAUCAGGAUGCGGAUGGGGACGACGACGAGGGCGAGCCGGGGGAAGUCGCCAUGCCAGCUGUUCGACCUACUGCCCAGAAAACCCAAGCCCCUCCCCCACCAGGAGGAAACCCCGCCCCCACACAGGGCUCCAAGUUGGGCCCUAAAGCCCAGCAGCAGCUGGACUUCCUGCUCCUGCGGCGGCAGGCGUUUGUGCGCGCGGCGCUGCGCUCCAAGCAGAUGAAGGACAUGGCGGGCGCUGCCCAGCACCUCCGACACGCCAAGGGGCUGGACCAGAUGAUCACCGCUGCCAAGGGAGGCCUGCCUGUAGACAUCACCAAGGUCCCCAGUGCUCCGGUCAGUGAGGAGGAGUACUCCCUGGGCCGCUCCCGCUCCUCCCCCCUCUCCCCCCGCUCCGCCCAGCAGUACAGCCAGCUCAUGGAGCUGCUCAAGCAGCAGCACGAGAAGUGCCUGAAAUACUCUCAACAGUUCACUCAUAUGGGCAACGUAGCAGAGACCAGCAAGUUUGAGAGACUGGGGGAGGAGUGUGUGAGCAGUAUUGAGGUGCUGAAGAAGGCUCAUGCUAAGGGCCGACCUGUCCCCAAGUACCACACUGAGGAGAGGACCUUCAACACCGUCAAGCUCUUCCCUGACCUGACUGCUAACGACAUGAUUCUGUACAUCGUGAGGGGCAUCAACCUGCCCCCCCCCUCAGGCGUCUCCCCCGGCGACCUGGACGCCUGCGUCAAGUUUGAGUUCCCCUUUCCCAGCGCGGAGGAGGCGCAGAGAGACAGGACCUCCACAGUGAAGGGCAGCAGCAGUCCUGAGUUCAGGCAGCAGUUCAAGCUGAACAUCAGCCGAGGGCACCGAGCGUUCAAACGCCUUGUCCAGACCAAGGGCAUCAAGCUGGAGGUCCUCCACAAGGGCGGACUGUUUAAGACAGACAAGGUUGUGGGGAACGCCCAGCUGAAGCUGGAAGCUCUGGAGAACCAAUGUGAGAUCAGAGAGAUCAUAGAGGUGCUGGACGGGCGCAAGGCCACGGGGGGGCGUCUGGAGGUGAAGGUGAAGAUCAGAGAGCCUCUGGGAGGAGCCCAGCUGCAGAGCACCACAGAGAAGUGGCUGGUGCUGGACCCCCCCUCCCCCCCCUCCCCCCCCCACAGGGAGAAGGAACGGGCCCCUCCCCCCAGGUCCCAGCCCAGGCCCGCCCCCGGCCCCGCCCCCGGCCCCGCCCCCGCCCCCGGCCCCGCCCCCGGCCAGCCCAGCCCAGCUCCACCACAGUACAAACUCCACAGCUUCAGUCUGCUGCACUAUGACAAGGAGAGACUCGAGAGGAAGAUUGGUGAGUACAGGAAGAGUAGGCGGGAGCCUCCUCCUGAUUGGCUGCAGCAGCACAGGGAGGUGACACACAGACUGCAGUGGCAGAAGGGCUAUCUAGACAGGGCCUCUCCUGCACUGCUGACAGAGUAUGAGCACGUGUUGCAGAGGUUCAUCCAGGGCCUGGUGGAGUCUGUCAAGAAGUUCUCCAGUCAAGGAAACAGGGAUGCUGCUAAGGAUGCUCUUGGUCGUCUAAAAAUGGUGGAGAGUGAGAUGGAGUCCUUGAAGAGAAAACGCACUGCUUGAGGAGCGGGUUGGCUGGAACACUGUUAUUAUAAAGCUCCUAACACAGACACACACACAGACAGGGGCCAGCUUUAAGAACCUGUAGCAUUAUCAUAUAAGAUGCUGCUCCCCCUCUCUUCCUCCAUCCCCCUCUCUUCCUCCAUCCCCUCUCUUCCUCCAUCCCCCUCUCUUCCUCCAUCCCC